AUGGGUUCUCUCCGGGUGUCUGUGUCUUCCCUCGUCGUCAUCGCCGCCGUCUUUCUUCUCUUCGUUCUCACCUCCGCCGAAAUCCGGUUCACCGAGAUUCGAUCCGAUUCAAACAUCAACAUUCCGAUAGACGAAUUCGGAUUCACUCACUUCGGUCGUCUCCACCUCAACUUGUCUCAAAUUUCAUUCACUCCUCCAGAACCCGAUCUUUCCAGAAUUGGAUUCUUCUUGUGUACUCGUGACUCAUGGAUCCAUGUCGUCGAACAACUCCAAUCGGAGAAAAUCCGUUGCCCUCUCGAUUCCCCCGCCGUCAAACCCGUCUUUACCUUCAACCACCUCAAACCCACCACCACAACGCCUUCCUACGAUGCCGUUUUCAACGUCACCGAUACCAAUCAAUUCACACUCGUUUUUGCCAAUUGCGCCGGCGGCAUCAAAGUUUCCGUCAACGUCCUCUCCGUCAUGUACAAUCUAAGCCCCCAAAACAACCGCCGCGAUUACUUAUCCGCCGGUAAAUCAAAUCUCCCUUCAAUCUAUUUCUUGUUUUUCUUGAUUUAUGCGUCUCUUUCCGGUAUAUGGAUCUACACGCUGCACCACAGGAAGUCAUCAGCUUAUCGAAUCCAUUACUUUAUGUUAGCCGUGUUGCUUUUAAAAGCCCUAAAUCUCUUAUGCGAAACCGAGGAUAAAUCCUACAUUAAAAGAUCAGGCACACCUCAUGGUUGGGAUGUUCUGUUCUACAUCUUUAGUUUCUUAAAGGGUAUCACACUCUUCACUCUGAUUGUUCUCAUCGGCACUGGUUGGUCUUUCUUGAAACCUUACCUACAAGACAAAGAAAAGAAUGUGUUGAUGAUCGUCAUCCCCUUGCAAGUCGUCUCCAAUUUGGCUCAAGUGGUGAUUGAUGAAACGGGUCCAUUCGGACAGGAUUUAUCUACAUGGAGACAAAUCUUCUUGUUAGUAGACAUAAUCUGUUGUUGUGCUGUUUUAUUCCCGAUUAUUUGGUCGAUCAAGAAUCUGCGAGAGGCUGCUAUGACUGAUGGAAAGGCGGCUGUGAAUUUGAUGAAAUUAACAUUGUUUAGGCAGUACUAUGUUGUUGUCAUAUGCUACGUUUACUUCACAAGGGUGGCGGUUUAUUUUUUGGAGAUGAUUACUUCGUAUCAGUAUGCUUGGACAAGUGUUUUCUUAGCUGAAUUGGCUACACUUGCUUUCUAUGUGUUUACUGGAUACAACUUUAGACCCAAGACGCACAAUCCUUACUUUGCCAUUGAUGAUGAAGAGGAAGAAGCUGCUGUUGAGGCUUUGAAGCUUGAAGAUGAGUUUGAGUUAUGA
Messenger RNA from Lactuca virosa, 1326 nucleotides. Lineage: Eukaryota; Viridiplantae; Streptophyta; Magnoliopsida; Asterales; Asteraceae. The record is from the annotation of a GenBank genome assembly.